AAAGGCUAUGUUGUUGUUGUUGUAGUGUAUAUCUCUACUUUGGUACUCAACUCAUUUAUAAUGGAUAUCAAGUUGGAUGGUGCAGAAGGUUCCAUGGUUUUGAUUAAGCAAGGAGCUGAAGCUAGAGUGUUCGAGUCAACUUUUGUCGGUCGGAGGUGUGUCGUCAAGGAGCGUUUUUCGAAAAAGUACAGGCACCCAUCACUGGACUCGAAACUCACUCUCAAGCGUCUGAAUGCGGAAGCUAGGUGCAUGACAAAAGCUAGAAAGCUCGGGGUCUCGACUCCAGUGCUCUAUGCUAUCGACCCUUUGGUGCAUGCAUUGACGUUCGAGUUCGUCGAGGGUCCCGCCGUGAAAGAUGUUUUGCUCGAUUUCGGGUCAAAGGGCAUUGUGGAGGAGAGGUUAAAUGAUAUUGCUACUCAGAUUGGUGAUGCUAUUGCAAAAAUGCAUGAUGGUGGCCUAAUCCAUGGUGAUUUGACUACCUCAAAUAUGUUAAUUCGCAAUGGUACCAAUCAGCUGGUACUGAUUGAUUUUGGUCUGAGCUUCACGUCGACCCUUCCGGAAGAUAAAGCUGUCGAUCUAUAUGUUCUCGAACGAGCAUUGCUAUCUAUGCACUCUUCAUGUGGGAAUGUGAUGGAGAGAAUUCUUAAAGCUUAUAGAAAAUCAUCAAAACAAUGGUCCUCAACUUUGAAUAAGCUAGCACAAGUUCGACAACGAGGAAGGAAGCGCACAAUGAUUGGUUAGUUUAUCUUUUAUCUUAUGAUUAAAGAUAAAACUAUCUAUCCUGCACCAAGGAAUCUGGGGAAAUCAUAUAUGCUAAAAAAUUUGUAACAUUAUCAAUACUUUCCAUUCGUGCAGUGUUAUUAUGGGGGGACUAAAAGGCAAAGCUCAUCCACAAUGUACUUUAUUGUGAACUUAUUAAUUGUUUUCAAUAUAUGCUUUUUGGACAUUAUUUCUGUAAUUGAUCCUGGAUUUGGUGAUUUCCCUAUGUUAUUACCAGUCUUGU
Molecule: messenger RNA, 1003 nt
Organism: Striga asiatica
Lineage: Eukaryota; Viridiplantae; Streptophyta; Magnoliopsida; Lamiales; Orobanchaceae
Source: the annotation of a GenBank genome assembly